UUAGUCAUGUGACUCUUCACCCUUGAACCCUGCGUGGUGCGCCCGCUGCUAUUUGUCAAGAUCCGGGGCCGGGACUGCUCUCUUAAAGCAUGUUAAAAUAUUAAAAUAAUGCGCAGAGCUGUGUCAUUUAGUUCAGAAUAAUACAAGCAGAAUAAGACAGACAUAAUAUUACGCUGCUUGUACGGCGAGACAAAGUCGGAAGAAGAGGCAGUUGUGCAUAUUUCGCCAUGCUUUUGCAUCUCUUCAAUGGCUGAGCAGGAUUCAGAGGCCCUACCGCUGAGCCAGGAGACCUUUCAGGAGCUGUGGAACCUGAUAACUGUACCUCCACUUGAUGAUUAUUCUUCCCCUGGCAGCAGUGGAAAUGGCGAAAAUAGCUUGCCUCCCUCCUCCAUCCUACCUCCAGUGACUGAACCACGCCAUGAGCCCAGCUCCACCUCCCUGCUCUCGACCACUGCCUUCUCGGGGGAGCUUGGUUUUCAGCUCUGCUUCCCAGCAUCUGGUGUGGCCAAGAGUGUUACGUUCACGUACUCCUUGGAUUUGAAGAAGUUGUUCUGCCAAAUUGGCAAGCUAUGCCCUGUGGAAGUCCAGUUGGAUCAUCCUCCACCACAGGGUACCAUCCUGCGUGCAACAGCUGUCUACAAGAGCCCGGAGCACAGGGGUCUAGUGGUGCGUCGUUGUCCCCACCAUGAGCAGACCAAUGAGAACAACGACGACUCCACCCCCCGCAGUCACCUGAUUCGCGUGGGAGGCUGCCUGCAAGCUCGCUACGUGGAGGAUGGGAACAUGAAGAGUGUCGUGGUGCCGUAUGAGCACCCACAGCCUGGCUCAGACGGGACCACGGUGCUCUACAGCUACAUGUGCAACAGCAGCUGCAAGGGCGGCAUGAACCGGAGGCCCAUCCUGACUAUCAUCACGCUGGAGACGCCGAAUGGCCAGCUCCUGGGCCGUCAGUGCUUCGAGGUGCGAGUGUGCGCCUGUCCCGGCCGGGAUAGGAAGUCCGAGGAGGACAAGCUUCGGAAGAUGAAUGAGAAGCCCGAGGUCAAGACCGCCCCCAAGGCCAAGCGUCGUAUCAAAGAGGUGUCCGAUCCAGCCUCUCAGGAGAAGACCUGCAAGCAGGUGAAGCACGCCAGCAGUGAAGAGGUCUUUCUGCUGGAGGUACAUGGGAAAGAGCGAUUUGCAAUGAUGAAGAAAAUCAAUGACGCUCUUACUCUAAUGGACCUGUUGCCCCCAGCGGAUCGGGACAAGUACCUGCGGACGAUCUUCCAAAGAACCAGCCAAACCAGAACAACAAGCAUUGGACCAGAAAAUAGGGAAGAUACUCCUUGUGAGGGUGGAGAGCAGUUCUGAGAUGCUGUAUCUGGGAGGGAUUUCAAUCCUCUCAUCCUGCAGGUUGUGCUGCUCAGCUUUCCAGCACUGCUAUGUUUCUUUUUGCUUUGCUAUUCUGCUAUUUUUUUGCUAUAUGAAUUCAGAGUAAAACUGACAGGUGUUGAUUGAAUUUUCUGUAAUUCCCUUGAGCAAUUUAAAUGCACAUUGUAUUUAAUAAACAUCAGUCUUCACCAAUAAAACUAUUAAAGGGGAAUACAGGCAGUCCCCAGGUUACAAACAAGAUCUUGCCCUAACCCUAACCAUACACUAGAAGACUGAAAAACACCCUGUCACAUCUAAAGACAGUGUGUCAUUUAGUUAAAGACUACAGUUCUGCAAAGACUGGUGCUUUCACAAGGUCUCUCUGAUGCUGGAGAAGGCUCAUCUAUUGCUGCUCGAUGUCCACGCUAGAAUGAGCCGAGACUAAUCACCUAUAAUAGUGUUAAACAUGGCUGACCUUAUCAUAACAUCAAGACCAGAAAAAGAUGGCUAUCGACCAUUUUACACCAAGCACACGACAGCUCUAACAAAGCUCGCGAUUUUAUCUUGACAUUGGAAAUAUGUCUGUGACAGGUUAAUCGCCCGAAAAAGCAUUAGGUGUAAGGCCAGCAUAAGUCUGUCUUUAGGUCAGUAGGUGAGUUUGAAUAUUAAUACAGUAAUAAUAAAAAUAGCUACAUAUCGUAUAAUACUACAACCCUAUACAACACAGGGAAACACUAUAGGGUCCCUUUAGUAAAUGAGGCUGGAACUUCCUAAAUUAAGCUGGAAGUUCAUAACCCGUGGACUGUCUGUAUACACUAUUUUAUUAAUAAAGCUAUGUUUAUAACACUUUUUAGUAACACAGGCUGCUGUAAUUUGUUUACCAUUAUGUAAAACUCUGUUCAUUUCAGUGCAUAUGUUUACUGUACGAGGGGUUGCAGAUAGUUUUUUUUUCCUGCCAGUUUUAAACAUAAAAAAGCAUGUAUGCAUUUUACAUGCUAUUAAAAUAAGGCUUAAAAAGUCUAUAACCUGUCGCAACCUAGCAGCUAAAGCCUGUAUUUCUAAACAGAAGACUGGUUUCUCUCCUCAUUUCUGCCUUUUCUUCCUAUAUUAGUUUCACUUCUGAAAUGUACACUUUCUGCAUAUUUUUCUAUUAAAAAAAAUUCACAAAUAAA
Molecule: messenger RNA, 2519 nt
Organism: Paramormyrops kingsleyae
Lineage: Eukaryota; Metazoa; Chordata; Actinopteri; Osteoglossiformes; Mormyridae
Product: cellular tumor antigen p53-like
Biological process (GO): regulation of transcription by RNA polymerase II; protein tetramerization; apoptotic process
Cellular component (GO): nucleus
Molecular function (GO): RNA polymerase II cis-regulatory region sequence-specific DNA binding; protein binding; DNA-binding transcription factor activity, RNA polymerase II-specific
Source: RefSeq, a predicted model, not a curated record